This is a messenger RNA of Angiostrongylus costaricensis, 591 nucleotides long. NCBI's taxonomy places the organism in Eukaryota, Metazoa, Nematoda, Chromadorea, Rhabditida, Metastrongylidae. The record is from the annotation of a GenBank genome assembly.
AUGUCGAAAGCACUGAUCGGUAAGCCUGCGCCUGAUUUUAACACCAAGGCUGUCUACGGCGGUGAUUUUGUGGAUGUGAAACUCUCGGACUAUAGGGGAAAGUACCUCGUGCUUUUCUUCUACCCAAUGGAUUUUACAUUCGUGUGUCCGACGGAAAUCAUCGCGUUUUCGGAUCGCUUUGAGGAGUUUAAGAACAUCGGCGUAUCGGUCCUUGCCUGCUCUACCGACUCAGUUUUUUCUCAUCUUGCUUGGAUCAACACUCCCCGGAAGCACGGUGGUUUGGGCGAGAUGAAAAUUCCAGUCCUUGCCGACACCAACCAUCAGAUUGCCAAGGACUAUGGUGUGCUGAAGGACGAUGAGGGAAUUGCCUACAGAGGUCUUUUCAUCAUUGAUCCGAAGGGAAUCCUUCGUCAGAUCACUGUCAACGACUUGCCUGUUGGUCGUUCUGUCGAUGAGACUCUUCGUCUUGUUCAAGCCUUCCAGUUUGUUGAUAAGCAUGGUGAAGUUUGCCCCGCAGGUUGGACUCCUGGGAAAGAAACAAUCAAGCCAGGUGUUGAAAACAGUAAGGAGUACUUUAACAAAGUAAAUUAA